UAAACCUUUUAAGUUUGCCUUCGAUCUUAUGACAAAUGAAAAGCCUGAAAAAGAAUAAUUCGGAUAGGAAAAAUAUUCUAAAUCGUCGAAAGUUAGGAAUAUCCGAUGCUUUCGUCGCCGAAUUACGAUUACUCCAUUCUCAAUACUUUACGCGGAGUGCCAAUGAGGGAACAGUGGAUGUGGAGGAAGUGGAGAAGUUUAGAAUCCUGGCUUCUGGCUGGUGGGAUAAGAAUGGUGCAAUGAAAGGUCUGCAUGCCCUCAAUCCCUUGCGGGUGUCUCUGGUGCGGGAUGGUCUGGUGAGAACUGGAGCUGUUUCGCCCCAGGCCACUGAAGGACCUCUGCCUCUGCAAGGAUUGGAAAUUUUGGAUGUGGGCUGUGGAGGAGGAAUUCUUUCUGAGGCGCUGGCCACUCUGGGAGCGUCGGUGACCGGACUGGACCCUUGUCUGCAGGUGAUCCGAGCGGCCCGAUUCCGUCUGUCGGCCCUUCCCCGCAUCCGGGACCGGGUGGAAUACGUUUGCGGCACGGUGGAAGAGUGGAGCGCGGGGGGCCGCCGCUACCACGCGGCGGUGGCCAGCGAAGUGCUGGAACACGUGGACCGUUUGGAUCGAUUUCUGGCCGGCUGCGUGGCCUCGCUGAAGGACAACGGAUCGCUGUUCGUCACCACCGUGGACAGAACCGCGGCCUCCUACCUGCUGGGCAUCGUGGCAGCCGAAUACGUCCUGGGACUGUUACCCGCGGGCACGCACCGCUGGAGCAAGUUCGUUUCGCCCCGGGAACUGCGACGCAUCUUGGAAGAAAACGGUUGUCGCCUUCGACUGAUCCACGGCACCCUGUAUCGACCCUGGUCCCAUGGCUGGAGCUGGCAGACCCACCGGGGUCUGUCCUACGCCCUUCACGCCGUUCGAACCUAGACCGCCCCGCCGACCUUCCGGGCAAGGAGAGAAGAGAGGGAGACGGCCGUUUCUCGGACGCCCCGGGGUGGAAGAAGACCGUGGCCGGUGGAGGAGAUUGCCUG
This is a messenger RNA of Centruroides sculpturatus (bark scorpion), 1015 nucleotides long. RefSeq names its product ubiquinone biosynthesis O-methyltransferase, mitochondrial-like. The transcript is spliced from 7 exons. The record is from RefSeq and is a predicted model, not a curated record. Lineage: Eukaryota; Metazoa; Arthropoda; Arachnida; Scorpiones; Buthidae. Gene Ontology annotation, molecular function: 2-methoxy-6-polyprenyl-1,4-benzoquinol methyltransferase activity. The coding region runs from base 36 to 911 and encodes 291 amino acids. Gene Ontology annotation, biological process: ubiquinone biosynthetic process.